Messenger RNA from Parasteatoda tepidariorum (common house spider), 2264 nucleotides. Lineage: Eukaryota; Metazoa; Arthropoda; Arachnida; Araneae; Theridiidae. The record is from RefSeq and is a predicted model, not a curated record.
UACAAUACCUCACUAAGCACGUGGAUACUUGUUCCAAAUAGAGACGUUCUCAUCCCAUUGAAAUCAUGUCGUCUGUCGAAAAUUGUUUACCUGAAGUUCAAAAUAAAACUCGUUCAAAUCAAGGAAAUGAUGAUUCCAAGAAAACAAAGUUAUCUGCUAUUACCGAAACCGUUCUCGCUUGGGACAAGAAGGUACCCCAUACUGCAUCGGAGCAGUUCCGAAAAAGAAUAGCCGAAAAAUACAACAUUACAUUAGAUAAUUACUGGGAUUUGCAUAAAUGGAGUAUUGAUCAUUUUGAGCAGUUUUGGGAAGAAACCUGGAAUUACUUUGGUUUUAUUGCAUCGAAAUCUUAUGAUCAAGUUUUUAAAAGGACUGGAGAAGGCUUUCUAGACGUCGAAUGGUUUCCAGGACUGCUUUUUAAUGCAGCAGAAAAUCUUUUGAAAAUACGAGAAAAUGAUCGAACAGCUAUUAUAUAUUCAGAUGAAUCAGGUUACGAAGAAAGAGUCACAUAUGCUGAAAUGUUUGAGCAAGUUAAGUUAUAUGCUGCAGCGUUUCGAAAGCAUGGUUUAAGGAAGAACGACAUUGUUGCAUGUUACAUUUCUAACCGAAAGGAAGCCGUCUUCACUUAUCUAGCAGCAGUCAGUAUAGGAGCAAUAUUUAGUGGUCCUCAACCUUAUUUCGGAGCUCAGGCAGCAUCGAAUAUUAUUCAGAAGCUUCAACCGAAAUUUUUGAUUUCCAUCGAUCAUCACACUGACAAUGGGAUCGAAUAUCACAAUAUUGAUCACUUGCCAAAAAUAUCAGAAGAUACUUUAUCUCUUGAAAAGAUCGUUAUAAUUCCAUCAAGACCAGAGACUUACCAGCUUGAUAUUUCGAAUAUUCGAAACAGCUGCUUCUUAAGAGAAUUUUUAGAGAGUGGCAUGAAUCCAGAUGGAACAAUACCGGACAUAAAAUUCGAACAACUUCCAUUCAGUCAUCCUGUCAGUAUCAACUUCACAUCAGGCACUACAGGACUGCCCAAGGGACCAGUACAUUCUGCAGGGACAAUGAUGAAUGAAUUGCUCAGUUUUGUAUUCUACUGGAAUCUGAAACCAGGGGAUGUCGUCUUCUCCUGUUACCCGGUUGGAUGGACUCUAUUUAAUAUUUACGUAAAUGGUUUUGCUUGUGGUGUGACACUAUUUCUCUAUGCUGGAAGUCCCUAUUUCAACAGAAACGGAUGCAAUUUCUGGGAUGUACUUGCUCGCUACAAAGUCACGUCUGCUUUAUUAAUUACAUCGGCAGUGGAUAAAUUAGAAAAACUUGAUGCAAGACCAAGUCCAGAUUCAAAUUUAGAAUACUUAAAAUGCAUCACAAUCGGGGGAAGUCCCGUUAAGAAGGAAAAUAUUCUUUAUAUCCAAAACAAAGUGAAAAAAGAUGUAUUUGUAGGAGCUCAAUAUGUAAAGUGCUUCCCAUUUUUAAAAAUAAUUGCAGGUGAAUCUGUUACUGGUGAAAGAGGGGAAUUAGUGUUAGCUAAGCCUACUCCUUCUCUCCUUACUCACAUCUUCCAAGAUAAUGAUAACACCAUAGUGAAAAAGACUUACCUUACCAAAUAUCCAGGUUACUGGUGUCAACACGAUGAAGUAUACAUAAACCCUAAAACAAAAGGUCUCAUUGUUAUAGGCAGAAGUGAUGAUACAUUGAAGCAAUACGGUGAACGCUUUGGUGCUGGAGAUGUUUACGCUGCAAUUCAUGACAUGGAGGAGAUUCAGGAUUAUAUCUGUGUAGGUCAAACAAGAGAUUCAGAUGGAGAACACAGGGCUGUUCUCUUUAUCCGAAUGAAGGAGGGAUACACUUUCACUCCAGAAUUCAAAGAGAAAGUGGAACAAAGGAUAUUUGAUGAACUGUGGGCUGACUGCGUACCUCAAGUCAUACUUGAAAUUCCCGAAGUGCCUUACAAUCUAAACAACAAGAGAAUGGAAAGUGUUGUGAGAGCCAUCAUUGCCACAAACAAGAUACCUGAAGUGAAUACCAUCAAAAAUCCAAACUGCUUACCUCAUUUUUGCAACAUACCAGAAAUCGUUGAUUUUAUGAAGAACUAAGAUUUUAUGAAGAACUAAGUCUUAAGAACAAAUGUAAAACUUUUGUGUGUAACAGAAUUACUGUAGCUUUUAAUAAAAAAAAAUUCUCUAACAACCUUAAGACUUAGACAAAAUCACUUUGAUUCUUUUUUUAACCACUUAAAAAUGAAGAAAAAGAAAAGAGCAUAAAUAAAAAAAAAACUUAAUGAA